This is a messenger RNA of Porites lobata, 5404 nucleotides long. Lineage: Eukaryota; Metazoa; Cnidaria; Anthozoa; Scleractinia; Poritidae. The record is from the annotation of a GenBank genome assembly.
AUGGCAAGUCGUUUAGCAAUGUUAGCGCUCUUGCUGGCUUGUGUUGUUUGGGGAGCUUGGCUAAACUACGUUGCAACUGCCCGCGUCGAAGGUGAGGCCGGUUUACAGAUUUAGCUAUUUUCUUUUUCACGAUUUUUCUUCGUCAACAGCAGCUAUAACCUUUUUUUUUGUGUCUUUAGCAGCGAAGAUCAAGAUUUGCCAUUAUUUCAGCUAUUAUUUACGCAAAAGACCUUGUAAGGUCGCAAUUUGUCAAGAAAGCUUAAUUCAUCGCUUCAACUCUAGGAGAAUUUUGUCCAGCGCGCCGACGACUGAACCACCACCUGAACCGUUAGCCUGAGUCACAUACAACUUAAGUAUGAUACGAACGCGGAUUUUUCAGUCCGGCUUAGGUGAAGUUGGGUUAAAUUUGUAGAUGCGACUUAACACUCAACGGAGAUUUUGCCAUCACGGGAGAAUCUUUAAAAUUUUCGCGUUUAAGUACAUCACAUAACGGACAGUUAUUGCUGCGGAGCGACCGAAGGGAGCGAGCAGCAACAUAAUCAGGAUUUAAAGGAAAUAUAUAAGGGGAGACGAAUUCUCGAAUUCAUCACUUUUUACCACAAUGCAUUGCAUUUAACCAGAGUGCAUUGCGCCACUAACAACUCAAAUAAAAACACGGGGAAGGUCGGUGGGUGAGAGAGUGCAUCGUUCGCUGCUCAGACUUAGAGUUUUCUUUGUGACAAAUUUUCUACAGCACGGUUAGAGGUCUCACCAAAUUUUAAGACACGCAGGAGUCUUUCAGAUGAAUACGAUGGUUAACUUGGGGAUUGGAUUUCAAUUCAAGAGCCUUUGACUCGUCCAGGUGUUAAACCGUGACGAGAAGAUGAGCAUUUGCUCUUCGACUCCGCAACACGGGGGAUAUACAAAUUCCAGCUGGCUAGAAGGUGAUGUGAAAGUGAGAAAAUGUCAUGCAAUGCUAUUCUUAAGAAACUGUGAUUUGGACCAUUCGCUUCAAAAUAACAGCGGAAAUCGAGAUAACGAAACAUAUGUUUUGUGUCCUACUUUGCAGACGAGGACGUGUAUCGGCGUUUUGAAAAGCAUAAUUAUGUUCUUUCAUUCAUUCAUUGCCUUGGAAUAUGCGUUUACAUUGUAUAUUCACUGUUAAUAGCUCGGUUAAUGCGGCUGACGAUCAUCUUGCCGGCGGAAGUUUCAUGGAAAAGGAAUAAAAUGAAAGACUUUUCCUAACGACUUUGUAGUCAGCGUCUGUGGUGUAGUGGUUAGCUGUAGUCGCGUCGAGUCGAAGGUGCCGGGUUCGAGUCCUAUCGACUUAGUUAUUCCUAUUUUCUUUUUUUUCCGUUUUUUGUGUUGUUGUUUUCUAUAAAUAUAUAUCUAAAUAACUGUUACUUAAUAAAGUGCAACAAACAGCAAGAAAAGUAUUGUGUUUCCAGAGAAAAUAUCGUGCACCGUGUGUUAAGUAUAUGGAUAAACAAUCUGAAUUUCUAUUAUUUCCUACAAUUUACUGUGGGAAAACCAGAGUUGAUAACCACUUGAUCAUUUUCUACACAACGUUCCCACGAGUUCUUUCUAUAGACUGAUAUUAAUUAUACAUGUAAAUAGGACAUUCAAUGUCAUUUUCGAUUCUUUUAAUUCUCACUGCUUAACUAAUGCCAGUAUCAACAGAAUGUGCCGCAGCAUUACUAUCUUUUAGAUACCCUAGUCUAAGCAGUAAUUAAACUGCAUUUUCACCGUAAGAACAUCCACUGUUACCCUGGGUACCAGAGGUUUUUCUCGCGUGCGGCGGGAAUUUUCCGUGUUGGCCGAAGGCCGACACGUCUUCGGCCGUAGGCCGAAGCCACGAGCGGCGAAGCCGCCAGAAAAACCUCUGGCACGGAGCAGUGCUUUUUACCGUCCCCGUUGACCUUUGAGCUUUUUUAUCGGAUUACAUUUACGCCAAUCAGACUGAAAGUCUCCGACUGUGAUCAUGUGGGCCGGCACGUGAAGAAAUGUCCAAAGACCCACAUUAUCCUUAGAAAGACAAGUUCGAGUUUAAAAUUCAUUGCUUUAAGAGCAAUCAUGACUGGGUCAAAUCGAAGUUCUCCAUAAUUGAUGUACCUUCAGUUUAAGCUGCAAUCCAUUCUUCGAGAUUUGGAUCUGAAAAUCACUAUCCGUGAGAAUUUAACAUUCUGCUAAAAACGCUAACGAGCUGGGCCCAGCGUGACAAAACAUUGCAGGAAACCGUCACUUUCACGGACAAAAGAAAAUCGCUUAUAAUAUUCAGAUCCAGGAGGCACUUUGGAGAAAUUAAACAACCUAAAACCCUCAUUUAGCCGCAUUGAAGAGCUUAACAUUUCAAAAGAGGUCAAAGAAAAUGCUCUUGCAUCAGAGGGCAAAUCAUAUGCCGACCAGACACAAUAACCGCAGAAAAUCAAUAUGCGUGUCACGACCUCUCAGUAUGAAACAAUCGGCAAAAAUCAAAUUUGCUCAGUUGAAACGUUUUUCUCCAGAGCAUAAUCUACCCAUCACGGAAAAAAAUUCAUUGGAACAAGCAGCAUUUUGGCAUGAGGUAAAAGUAGUGUGUUGCCUUCUGACCCCUCUUUUGUACUAAGAAUACAUGUUUUGUUUUUAUAUUCCUAAUCCAUCAAUACAAACCAUUUCAAAACAUGUUGUAAUCGUCUGAAAUAGGAAAUGAGUAAAGCUUAAACCUGCUGCAAAAGCUGAAUUGGUGAUAAUAGCUUAAUUGCGUUGAAUAAAAUUAAAUACUCCACUUGUUUGCUCAUAGCUUUUGACUUGUCUACACCGUCAAACCCUUCUAGUACAUUGCUUGUCAUGCUCUUUCAAAACUUUCCAAAGCCGCCACCACAACACUUCUCGCGAGUACAACAACAGCAAAGUUGGAAAUAUUCUUUCACGUGCUGGUUUAUUCUUGUCAACCAAUUGUAGCGUCUGUUAGAUUCAAAGUCCCUCAGGUGGUCGUUAGUAGCCAAUCAGCAGUCUUGUCCAAAAUCUGGACCAACUGAUUUAACCGUGCUAACGAUUGGAUCGGCGCCAUCAAAGCAAUAGCGCCCUGCUCCAGAGGCUUUUCGCGCGGGUCACUAUAAAGACUUGACAGAAACCGGAAACCGCGCUAGAAAAGUCUCUGGCACCCAGGGUAACCCACUGUGCAAAGGAUAUCGAAAUUUGAGUAAUAAAACUAGUGAAAAGUUUCCAAAACAAGCAAAAAUGUUUUUAAUUGUUUGUUUUGUUUUUCUUUUUUCCAAAAAGCUUUACGAGAAAAGCAACCUCUGCAUUAAAUUUUAAUAAACAAUUGGUCAGGAGUUGAAAUAUCAUUCUUGAAUUAUGUUACUCGCCAACGUUCUUUAAAAUCUAUUAAAUCGUCUUUAAAUCGGAAGCUCGAAAAGGCCACACCCUAGUGGUGUUUUCCUGGUCCCCGAGUUUUGAAGAGAAAGCCCAGUAACGUUAGAAUGCUGGCGGAUGCUGGAGGAAAAGGUUUAAACCCCGAGGUACUCCGAUUAAAUGACCAAUACUGGGAGACUCCGCCCGAAAGGGGCACCUUUUGUAGCGUAAGGAUUUCACUAUAGUUAAAGUAUAUGAAAAGGGAGGGAAAUCUGUCACUUCGGACGGUAAUAGAGAGAAACAGGUGCAUUUUCUGUUCUGGUUUUGUAAUUUAUUCAUAGCGGAGUUCUUGCAUGCGCGAAGCGGAGUCCCAUGGGUAAGAGAAUUUGGUUAUCUAUACAUCCAAGAAAUUUUGGUUCUAAGAAAAUCAUCCGUACGUUCGUCUGUAGGUAACUUAACCCUUUCAUGUAAGCCGGGAUGAAAUUUUGCAUUUCAAGCACCUGCCACGCGUUUCGGCAUGGCCACCCGGAUCCUUAGAGAGAAUAAACAACAAACACAACAAAGCCGAUUCUUUCUUUCGACUAAAUUUCAAUGUCUACACUGAUGUGGAUAACAGAGAAAAAGCUAGACUGAGAGAUAAAAAACAAAGGAGACCAAGUUCGUUGGAAGUGAGAAAACUAUGAAAUUUUUAUACCGGCAGUGAGAAAAUGAGAAAUGCUAGCGGCCACCGAGGUGAAAAUAGUCAUCAACGGCAGUGAAAAAAAAAAAAGGGAACAGGAACACAUACGACAAAUGCUCCAUAAAACGCGUUACUAGGAAGUUUCUGGAAGUUUCACGUUGUAGUCGUGCAAAACAACAACAAAGAAACGUACAAAAAAAGAAAUUGUGCUGCACCCGGCAAAGUUGUUUUUUUCCUAAGUAGACCUACUGAUUUUAUUUUGGCCGUUUUGGUUGCCGUCUCCGCUUAGCAUUACACGAUUUUAUUCUUUGUUUGAGUUAACUAUAAAAAUUAACGAGAGCUUUAAACCCAGCACAUUUACGACAGUCAAAAGGGAGAUAAAAUUAACGUUCUAAACUAGAUUUGUGAAAGGGGUACCAUUUUGUCAAUAGAAGGUACAUAAAAAGGGUACCCCUUCUAGCAAAAAUGGUAUUUAAAAGGGUAAAGGGUUGGACAUCGGAAGGAGCCUUUCCGUAUAAAAUUUUGUUGAGUACCCCCGGGGUCUGAACAGUUUUGAAUAAGAAAACGCACUUCAUGCAGGUUUAAUACAAAAAUGGAAUUGGAUUAUAAAUGAGCGCGAGUAAAAUUUUUGCACUGGCCCGUUAAAAUGUCAAGUAAUUCUGGCAACGUUUUCGUGCAACUAGUCGCACAACAUUGUUGCAUUGCAAGUUGAAAAGCGUUGUUGCUCCCAACUUCGCUCCCAACUUGUGACGCAACAAAUUUCAAUGUUGCAAGUUGCGGAAACAGGUCGCACAAAGUAGGCCUGAGUUCAACUUUUUGCUACAAACUUUCAAUUUUAUGUUUUGCGUCACAACUUGCUAUGCUUCACAACACUUGUGAUUGGUCAAUUUUCCGGCACCAAAAGCGCGGGAAAGAUGGUGAGUAAGCGCGCACUUGACCUCAUGUAAAUUUUGGGCAGGAACUAAUUAUAAAUGGCCCGUCAGGACGAGUGCAAUUUGCGGUCUUUGAAAAUUUUACAGGUCCUCUGCAUUUCUUGCAAAUUACAUGAGAAAAAUCAUGUGAUUACUAAUUAGUAUACAUACCGUUAUUGCAGUGCAAUAAAGUCAGUCAAAUUCUCUCUUAAUUAUAUCAAUUUCUGUUUCAGGAACCUGCGGACAAAACAACCGACGCAUCACAUUUCUGACACCAGUCGGAGGGUUUUACCUUGAAGGACACGUGUUUUCAAAUCAUUCUGUGGAACUAAACCUAGACUGCCAAGACCAAUGCGCCCUUGCGAGGGAAUGUGUUUCAUAUAAUAUUGGUCCAAAGAUCAACAACAAGAUGGCCUGUGAACUCAGUAAUUCAGAUCACUUGCAGCACCCAGAAGAUCUCAAACCAAGAAUGGACUGGAUCUACAGAGGGACAAAGGUAUGA